UUCUUCAUCAUAUUCUUUAAUUCCAUCUUUCACUUCUUGUCCACGUGUUUCGUUUUCUUGGUCGAUGUGUUGUUGUUGUUGGGGCAGUCGCGAAUCAUGUGUCCAGGUUGUCGGCAUCUAUGGCAUUGUUGAAUCGGUCCACCACAUCGUUGUUUUUGUUGGUUUCCAUUGGUUGGCAACUUGCGAUGUUGAUGAUUGUUGUUGUUGUAUGUUGUCUUCAUCUUUCCAUCAUCAUAAAAAUUUGCUGCUUUUCCAUUUCCAUUCUUUGUUGUCAGGAUGUUGUUUUCUUAUUCGUCGUUGUUGUCCACCAUUGAUUCUAUGUAGUCUGGUGUGA
Molecule: messenger RNA, 334 nt
Organism: Meloidogyne enterolobii
Lineage: Eukaryota; Metazoa; Nematoda; Chromadorea; Rhabditida; Meloidogynidae
Source: the annotation of a GenBank genome assembly